This is a messenger RNA of Cooperia oncophora, 1005 nucleotides long. Lineage: Eukaryota; Metazoa; Nematoda; Chromadorea; Rhabditida; Trichostrongylidae. The record is from the annotation of a GenBank genome assembly.
CUAUGUUUUGUGUUCAGAACGGUCGUAUGUCCUUUUGUCGAUGUGAUCGAUUGUGACACCUAUGAAAUUCGUCCUCAAGAUGAAGGAGCACGAGGUUCGUUUGAUUGGGCAUUCAACUACAAGCGAUUACCGUUGACCAAGAAAGAUCGUGAGAAUCCGACGAAACCAUUUCCGAGUCCUGUGAUGGCUGGUGGUUAUUUUGCCAUUUCGACAAAAUGGUUCUGGGAACUUGGUGGUUAUGACGAUGGCUUGGAUAUUUGGGGUGGCGAGCAGUAUGAACUAAGUUUCAAGGUGUGGCAGUGUCAUGGUCGUAUGGUUGAUGCGCCCUGCUCUCGUGUAGGGCAUAUCUAUCGUUGCAAAUAUAUGCCAUUCAAGAAUGCUGGAGUGGGCGACUUCAUCAGUAGAAAUUACAGAAGGGUUUGGAUGGAUGAGUACAAGCACAAUUUGUAUAAACAUCGCGCAGGUGUUGGAACAGCGGACACAGGUGAUAUUUCUCGACAAAAAGCUGUAAGGGAGCGACUCAAGUGUAAAUCGUUCGAUUGGUUCAUGAAAGAAGUUGCCUUUGAUCAGGACAAAUAUUAUCCUGCCAUCGAGCCAAAGCCAUCAGCUAGCGGAGAGCUGCGAAACAAGGGAGCAGGGCUGUGUGUGGACACACAAUUCAAGCAGGCUCAUCAACGGUUUGGAUUGCGAAAAUGUAUCAGCGAUGACCCAGAUGGUGCUGGGGAGCAGAAUCUUCGACUGACCCGUUGGCACGAUAUUCGUCCACUGGGGCGCUCGGUAUGCUUUGACACAUCCUCGUCAGAGGACAGAGCGCCUGUUGUACUUUUUGAUUGUCAUAGUAUGAAAGGAAACCAACUCUUCAAAUAUAACAUUGAAACGGGAGCGAUUUAUCAUCCGAUAUCAGCUCAGUGUCUAUCUGCAGAAAUAGAUGGGUCAGGUUAUGUGUUCAUGCAAAAGUGUGAUCCUAAUUCCCCGACUCAAAGAUGGUCCUGGCAGGUUAGCUAA